This is a messenger RNA of Peromyscus leucopus (white-footed mouse), 2589 nucleotides long. Its product is annotated as vomeronasal type-2 receptor 116-like. Bases 1 to 2589 code for a protein of 862 amino acids. Gene Ontology annotation, cellular component: membrane. Gene Ontology annotation, biological process: G protein-coupled receptor signaling pathway. Gene Ontology annotation, molecular function: G protein-coupled receptor activity. The record is from RefSeq and is a predicted model, not a curated record. The transcript has 6 exons. NCBI's taxonomy places the organism in Eukaryota, Metazoa, Chordata, Mammalia, Rodentia, Cricetidae.
AUGUUCACUUUGAUUUUUCUGUUCUUGCUCCUGAACAUUCCACUUCUUGUGUCCAGUAUUAUUCGUCCCAGAUGCUUUUGGAGAAUGAAGCAAAAUAAAGACAAAGAUGGAGAUUCAUUGACAGGUUGUUACUUCUACUUUUUUAUAGGGAAGUGGCCUGUGGAAAAAGAUUAUUUCAACCACAUUCUUAAUACACAAUCACCAACGGAAAACAAGUACUUUCCAUUGGUCUUAGCUUUUUCCAUGGAUGAAGUCAAUAGGAACCCUGAUCUUUUGCCAAAUAUGUCAUUCGUAUUCCCUGAAGGUGGUUUUAAGACUUUGAAAAAAUUAUACAGUGGCAUGCCUCUUUCUGAAGAAUAUAAUCGUUUUCCCCCUAAUUAUAAUUGUAUUGGAUUCGUUAUGUGUAUAUUGAUGCUGAGUGGACCAGACUGGGCAACAUCUGCAAUGGUCGGGAUAUUCCAGGACCACUACGGAUCUCAAGAGUUCGUGCAGCUCACCUAUGGACCUUUCCAUCCUAUUCUGAGUGAUCACGAAAAAUUUCCCUAUCUGUAUCAGAUGGCCCCCAAGGACACAGCUCUACCCCUGGCCAUGGUUUCUUUGAUGCUUCACUUCAGUUGGAACUGGAUAGGACUGGCCAUCUUAGACAAUGAUCAGGGUACCCAAUUUCUAUCACAUUUGAGAAGAGAGAUGGAAAAAAAUACAGUCUGCUUUGCCUUUGUGAGUAUGAUCCCAGUCAACAUGCACGUAUACAUGUCAAGAGCAGAAGUGUAUUAUACCCAAAUCAUGACAUCAUCCACAAAUAUAGUUAUCAUUUAUGGUGACACAAACAGUACUCUUGCUUUGAGCUUUAGAAUGUGGGAAUCUCUAGAUAUAAAGAAAAUAUGGGUGACCACAUCACAGUGGGAUGUCACUACAAGUAAGAGAGACUUAACACUUGACACAUACUAUGGGACACUAGCUUUUGCACAACACCAUUCUGAGAUUUCUGGUUUUAAAAAAUUUCUCCAGACACUGAACCCUCUCAAAUACUCAGAUGAAUACCUCGCAAGGCUGGGGUGGAUGAACUUUAACUGUGAGGUCUCAGCUUCUAAGUGUGAGACACUGAAGAAUUGUUCAUCCAAUGCUUCAUUGCAAUGGCUAAUGACAGAGACGUUCGACAUGGCUUUUAGUGAUGAAGGUUAUGACAUAUAUAAUGCUGUGUACACCGUGGCCCAUGCUGCCCAUGAGAUGCUUCUUCAACAAGUGGAUGAUGGGGAAGAACACUAUGGUAACUGCUUGAAGGUAGUGUUUCUUCUAUUGGAUAAAAUAUUGUGUCAUCAAUAUCAUUGCCUUGCACUGCACUCCAUUCUGAGAAAGACUCACUUCACUAAUCCUAUUGGAGAAAAAGUGAAUAUGAACCAGAGAGAAAACCUACAGGCUGAGUAUGACAUUUUCCAGAUUUGGAAUUUCCCAAAUGGAUUUGGAUUUAAGGUGAAGAUAGGAGAGUAUAGUCCAUAUUUCCCAGUUGGUCAACAGCUGAAUAUAUAUGAAGAUGUGAUAGAGUGGUCCACAGGAAAUAGACAGAUGCCACCCUCAGUGUGCAGUGCUGAUUGUGGUCCUGGAUUCAGAAAAUUCUUGAAGGAGGGAAUUGCAGCCUGCUGUUUUGAUUGCAUCCCCUGCCCAGAAAAUGAAGUUUCUAAUGAGUCAAAUGUGGAUAAAUGUGUGAGGUGUCCAGAGGACCAGUAUGCCAACAGAGAGCAGGACCAGUGCAUUCACAAAGCUGUGAUCUUUCUAAACUAUGAAGAUCCCUUGGGGCUGGCUCUUGCCUUAAUGGCAUUGUGGUUCUCUGCAUUCACAGUUCUGAUUUUGGGGGUCUUUGUCAAGCACCAUGACACUCCCAUUGUGAAGGCCAAUAACCGGAAUCUUAGUUACAUAUUGCUCUUCUCACUCAUGUUUUGUUUCUUGUGCCCCUUGCUCUUCAUCGGGCAACCCAACUCAGCUACCUGUGUCCUGCAGCAAAUCACAUUUGGAUUUGUAUUCACUGUGGCUGUUUCCACUGUGUUGGCCAAAACAGUGACUGUCCUGCUGGCCUUCAUAGUCACAGCCCCUGGAAGGUUGAGAUACUUUCUUGUUUCAGGGGCACCCAAAUACAUCAUAGCCAUUUGUAUCAUCAUUCAAAUUAUUCUCUGUACAAUAUGGCUGGGAGUUUCUCCUCCCUCUAUUGACACUGAUGCACACUCUGUGCAUGGCCAAAUCAUCAUUGUGUGCAACAAGGGCUCAGUUACUGCAUUCUACUGUGUCUUGGGAUACCAUGGCUCCCUUGCCUUAGGGAGCUUCAUUGUGGCUUUCUUGGCCAGGAAUCUCCCUGGCACAUUCAAUGAAGCCAAAUUGCUGACCUUCAGCAUGAUGUUGUUCUGCAGUGUUUGGGUCACCUUUCUCCCUGUCUAUCAUAGCACCAAGGGCAAGGCCAUGGUUGUUGUGGAGGUCUUCUCCAUCUUGGCCUCCAGUGCAGGCCUGCUGGGAUGUAUCUUUAUUCCUAAGUGCUACAUAAUUUUGUUUAAACCAGAGAGAAAUUCUCUUGAAAAGAUAAGGAAGAAAACAUCUUCCUGA